Molecule: messenger RNA, 561 nt
Organism: Carica papaya (papaya)
Lineage: Eukaryota; Viridiplantae; Streptophyta; Magnoliopsida; Brassicales; Caricaceae
Gene: CRR7
Product: chlororespiratory reduction 7
Cellular component (GO): chloroplast stroma
Source: RefSeq, a predicted model, not a curated record
AAAAAAAAAAAAAAAGAGGGGCUCUCUCUCUCUCCGUCAUAUUGUUAUCGGAAGUAUGUGUUCUGAAAAAUGCUUUCACAGUUUGGGUUUGAGAAACGAAGAGAUGCAGACGAUUGCAAGAAAUUUGGUGGGUGUAAACAAUGGAACUGUUAAGGGGACAAAAGCAUCAAAAUACCACCCUUCCACAUUACUUGUCCAUACUACUUCCAUAUCCAUGGUUGACAAUAUGAACUCAUCAAUUCAUCCCCAACCACAAAAAUUGGAUAGCCUGAGCAGGAAGAUUAAGGUUUUUGCUGCAAGAAGAAGAAGUGUUUACUCGUCUACAGACACUUACGUGCUACUGGAACCUGGAGAAGAGGAGAUAUUUGUUUCAGGAGAAGAACUAAGAGCCAAACUGAAAGGUUGGCUUGAAAACUGGCCAGGCACCCUGCCACCAGACCUUGCAAGAUUUUUAUCCAUUGAUGAUGCAGUUUCUUACCUGGUCAAAUCUGUUUGCGAGCUUGAAAUUGAUGGAGAUGUUGGUUCUAUCCAAUGGUACCAAGUUAGAUUGGAAUAGCAAAA